This is a messenger RNA of Daldinia childiae, 243 nucleotides long. Its product is annotated as Cx9C motif-containing protein 4, mitochondrial. Gene Ontology annotation, cellular component: mitochondrial intermembrane space. The record is from RefSeq and is a predicted model, not a curated record. Bases 1 to 243 code for a protein of 80 amino acids. Lineage: Eukaryota; Fungi; Ascomycota; Sordariomycetes; Xylariales; Hypoxylaceae. The transcript has 4 exons.
AUGGGAUUGAAAGAAGAUCUCGAGUCAAAACCACCUUGCCAUCCUCGCGCUUGUGCUAUUCAAGAUUGUUUGGGAAAGAAUGGUUAUAACGAAGCCAAAUGUUCUCGCUAUAUCGAUGCCUUGUACGAAUGCUGCGACGCUUUCUAUAAAAAACAUGGAGACGGUGCAACAAGUCCCAGCUGCCCGAAAGCAAACCUUUUACGUUUAAAAAUGAAGCAGCGACAAGACGAGCAUAGCAAGUGA